Molecule: messenger RNA, 609 nt
Organism: Mycena citricolor
Lineage: Eukaryota; Fungi; Basidiomycota; Agaricomycetes; Agaricales; Mycenaceae
Source: the annotation of a GenBank genome assembly
AUGUCCAAGGACUCUGCGGCUUCCUGGUCCGAGCGCAUGUCUGAGCGCACCCCGUUCCCCUUCCCCACUUGGACUCUCUUUGUCACCGAGUUCAAGCUCCGAUUCGUCGAGGAGAACGAGCAAGACCACGCCCUGGCACGACUGGAGACCCAUCUAUAUUAUAUGGGCUCGCGAGAUGUGUUCAAGUACACAGACGAGUAUGACGACCUCCUUGACCUUGCCGGUUAUACCGACAACCUGGUCAAGGUGACCAAAUAUAGGACAGGGCUGGAUCCGAAGAUCAACCAGGCCAUCACCACCUCUGGCAACCCUCCCAGCCUCACCGACUACGCCGAAUGGCGUGUCCGUGCUUUCCGGCAAUACAAUGCGGAAAUUGCUGCCAAGGCAUCUUGGGGGCAUGCUGCCCCUCCCCCUCGGGCACCUCCCAUUGCCCAACGUCCUCGUGCCCCGGUGCUCCCUGCUGUAGCACCGGCUGUUGCCGCCCGCCCGGCGCCGGCCCCUGUUGCCCACCCUGUUCCCAUGGAGGUCGACCGAGCCCGGCUCCGCGGUGAUGUCCGCCGUACCUGCUUCCGCUGCGGCAGUCCGGGACAUCUUGCCCCUGGGAAGUGA